Gongylonema pulchrum is the source of this 513-nucleotide messenger RNA. Lineage: Eukaryota; Metazoa; Nematoda; Chromadorea; Rhabditida; Gongylonematidae. The record is from the annotation of a GenBank genome assembly.
AUGUUCCUUCCGGAACAAUUUCCAGAUGUCGAAGAAUUUAGCCUGUUAAACAAUGUUUUUGUUCUAGCAGCACCAUGGGUGGAUUCUGCAUAUACUUAUAUACCGGUGAGGCUGGACCAGGAUGUGAAUCUGACCUGUAAAUACAAUGCUGAACCCUCUCCACAAGUUGAUUGGUUCUACAACAGUUUCACCAUCAAUUUUUCCGACGAUAAAUUCAAGGGUCUGAUACAGUACGGCACCAGACGGGAAAAUUAUAGCGAAUCCAUUUUGGCUAUUAAAAAUAUCAAAGAAGAUAAUUUCGGUGACUACACCUGCCGUGUGGCAAACAAUCUUGGCACCAAACAAAAAACUAUUCAUGUCAGCGGUCGACCGGGACCGCCACAUCUUAAUGUUAGCGGAACUCGUCUCUCUUGGAGAGUGUAUUCCGUGGACCCAGUAAUCGAAUAUCAAAUCUUAUAUCGCUUUUCCAACGAUGACACCUGGCAGCAGUUCAAAUCAAUACGAGCAAAUAAA